Messenger RNA from Galeopterus variegatus (Sunda flying lemur), 3408 nucleotides. RefSeq names its product dipeptidyl-peptidase 4 (gene DPP4). Gene Ontology annotation, molecular function: serine-type endopeptidase activity; dipeptidyl-peptidase activity. The transcript is spliced from 26 exons. Gene Ontology annotation, biological process: proteolysis. The record is from RefSeq and is a predicted model, not a curated record. Lineage: Eukaryota; Metazoa; Chordata; Mammalia; Dermoptera; Cynocephalidae. The coding region runs from base 77 to 2374 and encodes 765 amino acids.
CGUGUGUGUCGGCGGCUCGCGGUGACUUCUGCCUGCUCUCCGGCUCGGAGAGCUCAGUUAGGAGGAGACGCCGACGAUGAAGACACCAUGGAAGGUUCUCCUGGGACUGCUGGGUGCUGCUGUGCUUGUCGUCGUCGUCACCGUGCCUGUGGUUCUGCUGAACAAAGGAACAGAUGAUGCUGCAGCUGACAGUCGCAGAACUUAUACUCUAAAUGAUUACUUAAAAAAUACUCUUAGAACGAAGGUCUACUCCUUGCGGUGGGUUUCAGAUUAUGAAUAUCUCUACAAACAAGAAAAUAAUCUCUUGCUAUUCAAUGCUGAAUAUGGAAACAGCUCCAUUUUCUUGGAGAACAGUACAUUUGAGGAGUUUGGACAUACUAUAAAUGAUUAUUCAUUAUCUCCCGAUGGACAGUUUCUUCUCCUAGAAUACAACUAUGUAAAGCAAUGGAGGUAUUCCUACACAGCUUCAUAUGACAUUUAUGACUUAAAUAAAAGGCAACUGAUUACAGAAGAGAAAAUUCCAAACAAUACACAGUGGAUCACAUGGUCACCAGAGGGUCAUAAGUUGGCAUAUGUUUGGAAAAAUGAUAUUUAUGUUAAAAAUGAACCAAAUUUACCAAGUCAAAGGAUCACGUGGACUGGGGAAGAAGAUAUAAUAUACAAUGGAAUAACUGACUGGGUGUAUGAAGAGGAAGUCUUCAGUGCCUACUCUGCUCUGUGGUGGUCUCCGAACGGUACUUUUUUAGCAUAUGCCCAAUUUAACGACACAGAAGUUCCACUUAUUGAAUACUCCUUCUAUUCUGAUGAGUCACUGCAGUACCCAAAGACUGUACGGGUCCCAUAUCCAAAGGCAGGAGCUGUGAAUCCAACUGUAAAGUUCUUUGUUGUAAAUACAGACACUCUCAGCCCAAACACCAAUGCAACUUCCAUACAAAUCACUGCUCCUGCUUCUAUGUUGAUAGGGGAUCACUAUUUGUGUGACGUCACAUGGGCAACACAAGAAAGGAUUUCUUUGCAGUGGCUCAGGAGGAUUCAAAACUAUUCAGUCAUGGAUAUCUGUGACUAUGAUGAGUCCACUGGAAAAUGGAAUUGCUUAGUGGCACGGCAGCACAUCGAAAUGAGUGCUACUGGCUGGGUUGGCAGAUUUAGUCCUUCAGAACCUCAUUUUACCUCUGACGGUAACAGCUUCUACAAGAUCAUCAGCAAUGAAGAGGGUUACAAACACAUUUGCCAUUUCCAGAUAGAUAGUGAAAACUGCACAUUUAUUACAAAAGGAGCUUGGGAAGUCAUUGGGAUAGAAGAACUUACCAGCGAUUAUCUAUACUACAUUAGUAAUGAAUAUAAUGGAAUGCCAGGAGGAAGAAAUCUUUAUAAAAUCCAACUGAAUGACACAAAAGUGACGUGCCUUAGUUGUGAGCUGAAUCCAGAAAGGUGUCAGUACUAUUCUGUGUCGUUUAGUAAAGAGGCAAAGUAUUAUCAACUGAGAUGUUCGGGCCCUGGUCUGCCCCUUUAUACUCUGCAUAGCAGCUUGAAUGAUAAAGAACUAAGAGUCCUGGAAGACAAUUCAGCUUUGUAUAAGAUGCUGCAGGAUGUCCAGAUGCCCUCAAAGAAAGUGGACUUCAUUAUUUUGAAUGGAACGAAAUUUUGGUAUCAGAUGAUCUUGCCUCCCCAUUUUGAUAAAUCCAAGAAAUAUCCUCUACUAUUAGAUGUAUAUGCAGGCCCUUGUAGUCAAAAAGCCAACGCUGCCUUCACACUCAGCUGGGCCACUUACCUUGCAAGCACAGAACACAUUAUUGUAGCUAGCUUUGAUGGCAGAGGAAGUGGUUACCAAGGAGACAAGAUCAUGCAUACAAUAUACAGAAGACUGGGAACGUUUGAAGUUGAAGAUCAAAUUGAAGCAGCCAGACAAUUUUCCAAAAUGGGAUUUGUGGACAGUGAACGAAUAGCCAUUUGGGGCUGGUCAUAUGGAGGGUACGUCACCUCAAUGGUCCUGGGAUCGGGAAGUGGUGUGUUCAAGUGUGGAAUAGCCGUGGCGCCUGUGGCACGGUGGGAGUACUAUGACUCAGUGUACACAGAACGUUACAUGGGUCUCCCAACUUCAGAUGACAACCUUGACCGUUACAAGAAUUCAACAGUCAUGAGCAGAGCUGAAAAUUUUAAACAAGUUGAGUACCUCCUUAUUCAUGGAACAGCAGAUGAUAACGUUCACUUUCAGCAGUCAGCUCAGAUCUCCAAAGCCUUGGUGGAUGCUGGAGUGGAUUUCCAGGCAAUGUGGUAUACAGAUGAAGACCAUGGGAUCGCAAGCAGCACAGCACACCAACACUUAUAUACGCACAUGACCCACUUCAUAAAACAAUGCUUAUCUUUACCAUAGCACCUCAAAAUAGAAUGCCAUCUAAAACUUAUUAAAAGUAAUUUUUGUUCUCAUUAUCUCAAAACUGCACUGUCAAGAUGAUGAUCUUUUAAAAAUGCCCUCAAAUCAAGAAAUUUAAGGUUAACUUUGUCCCCCAAUUUUAUAUCUAUAAUCAUAAGUAGAGACUUCUGUCUUCAUAAUAGAUUAUUACCUUACAGAAGUUUGGAUUAUUCACUCUGGUUUUGUCUUUCAUUUAAAAUAUUUUCCACAUCAGCUGCUGAAAUAACAAAUAUGAACUGUUUUUAUGGGACUUUUGCAUAGGUUCCCUGGGCAGCAUUUUAAUUUUUCCUAAUUGGACCAGUCCAAAUCUUGUUCUCUGCUUUCAAGGGAUGGCAAGAUGUAGGCAGUGAUGUCAGUAGGGCAGAGACAAGAAGAGAGAACAGGGAGAGAAGAUAGUAGGGCAAGGCUGGGAACCCAAGUCCAAGCAAACCAACCCGACCAGUCUACUAUCAGCUCCCCUUGGAGAAGAGUUGUUCACAGCCAGACUGGCACAGUAUUCUGAGAAAGACUAUUCAAACCGUCUCAGGAAAUCAUAUAUGCAAAGCACUGACUUCUAAGUAAAACCACAGCAGUUGAAUAGACUCCAAAAAAAUGCAAGGGAAACUGCCAGCAAUGCAAGGCCCCAGGUGCCAGUUAUGGCUAUAGGUGCUACAAAAACACAGCCAGGGUGAUGGGAAAGCAUUGUCAAUAUGCUUUUUAAAAAGUACUGAUGGUUCCUAAUGAAAGAGGCAGCGUGGAACUGAGAUGUGAACACAUCAGCUCACCCUGUUAAAAGAUGAAAACAUUGGUAUCGCAAACCCUAACUUGAAGGAGUCCUUGCAUCAAUUUUUCUUAUUUAAUUUCUUUGAGCAUCUUAAUUAAAAGAAUAUUUUAACUUCCUUGGACUCGUUUUUAAAAGUGGAAAAUAAACUAGAAUGUUAUGUAUUAUUAUUCCUAUUCUACAUGCUAUGGAAUUUCUCCUGGUCAUUUAAUGAAUGUGUCUUCAUUUUUUCAGA